AUGGAAGAAAUUCAAAAAUAUGAAGAAUUUAUGUCCUGCCAAUACAAAUCACCAGAUUCAGCAGAACAUGUAAAGAUAGUUUUUCGAAACACAUUAAAAAAACACAUAUGUAUUUAUUGGAUUACUCAUAAUGGAAAUUUUAUGUUAUAUGGUUUAAUUCCAUAUGGUAAAAGUCUUACGAUAGAUUCUUAUACAGGUCAUCUUUGGUGUGCAAGGAAUUUUAAAAAUGGUAAUCUAGUUGGAUUAAAAUUUUCACACGAGAAUGAUUCUUCAUUUGUUAAAGCAAUACCUUGUCCUAAAGAACUUAAUGACCACCAAAGAAAUUAUGCUUUGUGUUUUCCGAUAGAUGAAGUAAAAUCAUUAAAAGAUAUAUUAAUAACAUAUUUUUCAAAUUUAUCACAAAAAAUUCCAUUAGAAGAAUUGCCUUUACCUGAAAGUGUUGUAAGAAAUAUAACGGCAGUUGCAUCUUUUGUUAAAGAUUACCGAGCUAAGACUCACAGAGAAUUUACAACAGCCAUAAUGCAGAGACCAUAG
Messenger RNA from Strongyloides ratti, 534 nucleotides. Its product is annotated as von Hippel-Lindau disease tumour suppressor, beta/alpha domain and von Hippel-Lindau disease tumor suppressor, beta domain-containing protein. Bases 1 to 534 code for a protein of 177 amino acids. NCBI's taxonomy places the organism in Eukaryota, Metazoa, Nematoda, Chromadorea, Rhabditida, Strongyloididae. The record is from RefSeq and is a predicted model, not a curated record. The transcript has 2 exons.